AGCCUACAUAGGAACAACGCCCGUGCAGAUUCACACUGUCUGUGGUGCAGGCGUUUGAUCAUAAACAUCACGUUAAGAUCGACCUGAAAAAACGGGAUAUGCCAAGAGUUGCUCUCGUGACAGGAUCCAACAAGGGGAUCGGUUUCGCUAUCGUAAAAGCGCUCUGCAAACAGUUCAAUGGGGAAGUCUUUAUUAGCGCAAGAGAUGUCGGCCGGGGGACAGCGGCUGUGGAGAGUUUGAAGGCGGAGGGUCUGAAUCCGCUGUUCCAGCAACUUGACAUUAACGACCACUCAAGCGUGUGCGCGGCCCGGGAUUUCUUCCAGCAGGAGUACGGCGGUCUCGACGUCCUCGUGAACAAUGCAGGAAUCGCGUUUAAAAUGGCUGACACCACUCCGUUUGGUACCCAGGCCGAGGUCACACUUCAGACCAACUUCUUUGCCACCAGAGACAUGUGUAACGAGUUUCUGCCCAUCAUCAAACCAGGAGGCAGGGUGGUGAACGUGUCCAGCGGUAUGGGCUCCGUUGCUCUGGGCCGCUGUAGCCCCGCCCUCCAGGCCCGUUUCCGUAGUACCGAGAUCACGGAGGAGGAGCUAGUGUCUCUGAUGCAGCGCUUCGUGGAUGAGGCGCAGGCAGGAAGCCACGCCCAGGGGGGCUGGCCCAACACGGCGUACGGCGUCUCCAAGACCGGCCUUACAGUGCUGUCAAGGAUCCAGGCUAGUCGACUCUCCCAGGAGAGACCAGGUGACCAGAUCCUGCUGAACGCCUGCUGUCCAGGCUGGGUCCGAACCGACAUGGCGGGACCCAACGCCACCAAGUCACCUGACGAGGGUGCCGUCACUCCCUGCUACCUCGCUCUGCUGCCCGCCGGGGACACACAACCUCACGGGGAGUUCCUGUCUGAGAUGACCGUGCAGCCCUGGUGACCAGGAGGCCAGCCUGCUUCGUGUGUGUGUGUGUGUGUGUGUGUGUGUGUGUGUGUGUGUGUGUGUGUGUGUGUGUGUGUGUGUGUGUGUGUGUGUGUGUGUGUGUGUGUGUGUGUGUGUGAGCUUCCUUCCCGGCUUUAACCAUGUCAAUUUUUCUGCCUGUAAUCUUGAUUUGUAUUCAUGGACUCUGUGUCAGUUGCCCUGUGUGCCUGAGCUGGACCACCAAUAAAAAGCCUCUGGCCAUGGAAUUA
This is a messenger RNA of Hypomesus transpacificus, 1174 nucleotides long. It is a transcript of the gene cbr1, whose product is annotated as carbonyl reductase 1. The transcript has 5 exons. The record is from RefSeq and is a predicted model, not a curated record. Lineage: Eukaryota; Metazoa; Chordata; Actinopteri; Osmeriformes; Osmeridae. Gene Ontology annotation, molecular function: carbonyl reductase (NADPH) activity. Bases 99 to 923 code for a protein of 274 amino acids.